ACAAUUUUUGUGUUCCACUAGAGUGACGAUAGCGUAGGCAGCCGGUGGUUAAAGGCGCUCCGGCAUGGCUGAUGACGGCGGCGGCGGCGGCGGUCGUAAACACUCGUGCAAGACAGCGAGUGAAACCCUAGAGUGGAUCCAUGCCAUCAUAGAAUUCCUCAAGCCUUACAGAUUCUUCAUGGACGCACACGUCGUCAAUUUCUUCAAGGACAAACUGUGGGAAGCUGUUGAUAGAGAGUGGCUGGAUUGUCUGCGGAAAGAGCGUGCGGAGAAACUACUGCACAUUCCUUCCGGCGUGGCCCAGGAUAAUUGGCCUGAUUCACUUAAAGAAUAUGUCCUGACAUCUACGUCCCUUUCACUUCCCCGUGAUCAGGCAGAUCUGCUGGAGGCUUUUCCAGGAGUGAGGACAUCGCCAUUGAAUAAUGUCCUUGUCCAAGGCAUGAAUCAGAAGAAAAAACAUGAAAUAGAAACUCUUGCUGCUGUUAUUGGUUCCAUUGCUAGGAGAACUGGGGCGCGGACUAUUGUGGAUGUUGGUUCUGGUCAGGGCUACCUUGCUCAAGUUCUUUCUUUUGAAUAUGAACUCUCUGUAAUAGCAGUUGAUGCCUCUUCCCACCAUGGGAGCAUCACUGAGGCACGUGCCAAGCGAAUUGAGAAACAUUAUGCAGCUAAGAUACGCAAAUCUAGCUCAGAAAAUAAAGUUUUCAGCAUACCUAAAGCAGUCACAUGCCAAGUGCUAUCUCCUACCAUGUUGGAAGAUGUGAGCAGCUCUUUACUGCAAGCGAAUGAUUUAGAGAACCCAACUAUUUCCAGAGAAAAUAAUGACGAUACACCUCCUGAAGGACAUAGAAGUGAAUCUCCUUUUCCUUCGAAAGCAAAUGAGAAGUCUUCAUUGGUUUUGGCUGGACUUCAUGCCUGUGGUGAUCUUUCAGUGACAAUGCUUAGGUCAUUCCUGGAGUGUGAUGCGGUUAAAGCAGUGGUUAGCAUUGGUUGUUGUUAUAACUUAUUAUCUGAAGACGGCAAUAAAGAGGCUGAUAAUCAAUGUGGUUUCCCACUAAGUGCAGGUGCUAAAUCUGCAAGUUUAUAUCUAGGAAAAAAUGCUCGGGAUCUUGCCUGUCAGAGUGCAGAGAGAUGGAGAAAUUUGGGUGAAGCUGAUGGCCUCCAAAAUUUUGAACUUCAUAUAUUUCGUGCUGCCUUUCAGAUGGUUCUUUGCCAGUACUACCCAGAAGUUAUAACUAGAGGUACUACAAUUGGGCGUCAAGGGAAGGCUUUGCGUCGCAAACACCAUCGAAGGAUACUGGAGUCUAAUGGAGAUAUUAAGUCUGCUAUUUCUGGCACCGAGUUUGCCCAAGGAGUGGAGAGUGGUUCAACCUGGGCUAUAAAUCCCUUGCUUAAUGAUCCUUCUACGUAUCCAAAAUCUUUGAAUGGAAAGUCUAGUUCUGUUGAUAGAUAUUCCGUGUUUGUGAAUUACUGCAAGGCUGGAUUAGGUCGGCUUGGUCUCCAUGAUUCACAGGAUAUUGAAUUAUUUAGUUUGUGGAAGGAAGCAGAAGAAUAUUCAGACCUUGUUGGGCCUUAUUGGGCACUCCGGGCCGGUCUAGGACCUGUUUUGGAAACUCUCUUGCUGCUCGAUAGGUUACUGUUUCUCCAGGAGCAUGGCAAUGUGCUUAUUGAGGCAGUUAUGCUACCUUUGUUCGACCCUCUAUUAUCUCCAAGAAAUAUGGCUUUAAUUGCUGAAAAAGCCUGAAACAAUUUCCAGACUACUAGAACGUGACAGGUAAAAAGCAACACGAGUGGACAAAGUUAAUGUAGUGGUCUAUAGACUCAAGUCACAUGCAAAAUUGCAUACGUGGUGGCAAAUUCAGUAGCACGUAUAUUACUUGAAAUCUAUGCUAUUCUAUUUAUCGAAGUUUAUUCUUACUGGUUCAUUAAUUUUCCAAUAGUAGAUGUGUGUGAUUUUCUAUGUAGUGACGUUUCAGGUGCUAAAGGUAGAAGAAUAUACCUUCCUUUUACAAUGAUAUACAUUAGCACUGUAGAACAUACAUGAACUAGUCUGUCUAUUCAGACUGAAGAAACUUGUUAAAAGAGACUGAAAGGAGCCGAUAAUGUUGUAUUUUGUGUGGAUCCUUUAUUCCGUGGAUGUAAUGUUGGACGGUUAUAAUCGAUAAACUUGAAAGAGUCUCCGUUAAAUUUUUUCGGCUAAUAUGAAGAUAUCAACUUCUUUCAUUACUUCUGUAUAACAUGUACGGGACAUUGUAAGAUAUUGCAGACCCUCGGAUCUUUAAAUGACCUUGGGAAAUGGGACCAGCCAAUGGUGUCGUCCUUACAGAGGUGGCAUCGGUGAGACUUCAUGUUAUAAGUUCUUAUUUCCUAUGACCUACAAAACUGGCUUGGAAUUGUUUCGUUUCAGUUUACUUUGGUAUAGCAAGCAAGUUGAUGUAUGUUAUUCUCAUUAAGUUUCCUUUUCCAUUUUAUUUGAAUAUUCUUUCUAGUU
Molecule: messenger RNA, 2488 nt
Organism: Erythranthe guttata (spotted monkey flower)
Lineage: Eukaryota; Viridiplantae; Streptophyta; Magnoliopsida; Lamiales; Phrymaceae
Product: S-adenosyl-L-methionine-dependent methyltransferases superfamily protein
Source: RefSeq, a predicted model, not a curated record